Messenger RNA from Rattus norvegicus (Norway rat), 2464 nucleotides. It is a transcript of the gene Slc22a6, whose product is annotated as solute carrier family 22 member 6. Gene Ontology annotation, cellular component: membrane; basal plasma membrane; basolateral plasma membrane. The record is from RefSeq and is a predicted model, not a curated record. Gene Ontology annotation, biological process: renal tubular secretion; transmembrane transport; prostaglandin transport. Lineage: Eukaryota; Metazoa; Chordata; Mammalia; Rodentia; Muridae. Gene Ontology annotation, molecular function: xenobiotic transmembrane transporter activity; alpha-ketoglutarate transmembrane transporter activity; solute:inorganic anion antiporter activity.
AAAAUUAACUGUCAAUGUGACAUUCAGGUUCAACAGGACUUGCUAUGCUUUCUCUGGUGUUACUCCAGAAGACAGACUAUGGUAUCCACAGAAUCCCUUCAGAAGGCCACCAUAUUUCCCAGAGCCCAGACUACUCGAUGGAAGAAAGACAGGAGGUCCCAUCUUGUCCCCUUCUGCAUCCUGCUGCCCAAAUGGCCUCCUCCAGUAAAUCCACUCACUCUCAGUCUCAUCCAUCCUCCCUUGCCUUCAUACCCACUUGGAGAAAUUCUACUGACACAAGGAAUACUCACAGGGUUAAUCCUCCUGACACCAAGUCACACUUUAACUCAUUGUCUUCAGGACAAAGAUUAAAAGCUGCCUACGUAAGAGUCAGGGCUCCAGCAGACCCUGAAAGCUGAGCUGUCCAGACCCCCGAAGUGAAGAAAAGAGGCGAGGGCAAGGGAGGGCCAGAACCGAGGGAGAGAGAAAGGAGGGGCAGCCCACCAGCCCGCUGUCCUGCCACAGAACCGGCUCAGCUCCAGCUCCAGGAGUCACUCAGCUGCAGAGGCAGUGGCAGCCCCACUCCUCAGGCAAAGGGCAGCAGACAGACAGACAGAGGUCCUAGGACUGGAGGUCCUCAGUCAUUGACCACUCAGCCUGGCCCAGCCCCAUGGCCUUCAAUGACCUCCUGAAACAGGUGGGGGGCGUCGGACGCUUCCAGUUGAUCCAGGUCACCAUGGUGGUUGCUCCCCUACUGCUGAUGGCUUCCCACAACACCUUGCAGAACUUCACUGCCGCUAUCCCCCCUCAUCACUGCCGCCCACCUGCCAAUGCCAAUCUCAGCAAAGAUGGAGGUCUGGAGGCCUGGCUGCCCCUGGACAAGCAAGGACAACCCGAAUCUUGCCUCCGCUUUACUUCCCCCCAGUGGGGACCACCCUUUUACAAUGGCACAGAAGCCAAUGGCACCAGAGUCACAGAGCCCUGCAUUGAUGGCUGGGUCUAUGACAACAGCACCUUCCCUUCAACCAUCGUGACUGAGUGGAACCUUGUGUGCUCUCAUCGGGCUUUCCGCCAGCUGGCCCAGUCCCUGUACAUGGUGGGAGUGCUGCUGGGAGCCAUGGUGUUUGGCUACCUGGCGGACAGGCUGGGCCGCCGGAAGGUGCUGAUCUUGAACUACCUGCAGACAGCUGUGUCGGGAACCUGUGCAGCCUAUGCACCCAACUAUACUGUCUACUGCGUUUUCCGGCUCCUCUCGGGCAUGUCUUUGGCUAGCAUUGCAAUCAACUGCAUGACACUAAAUGUGGAAUGGAUGCCUAUCCACACCCGUGCCUAUGUGGGCACCUUGAUUGGCUAUGUCUACAGCCUGGGCCAGUUCCUCCUGGCUGGCAUCGCCUAUGCUGUGCCCCACUGGCGCCACCUGCAGCUUGUGGUCUCUGUGCCUUUUUUCAUUGCCUUCAUCUACUCUUGGUUCUUCAUUGAGUCAGCCCGCUGGUACUCCUCCUCAGGAAGGCUGGACCUCACCCUCCGAGCCCUGCAGAGAGUGGCCCGGAUCAAUGGGAAACAAGAAGAAGGGGCUAAGCUAAGUAUAGAGGUGCUCCGGACCAGCCUGCAGAAGGAACUGACUCUAAGCAAAGGCCAAGCCUCAGCCAUGGAGCUGCUGCGCUGCCCCACCCUUCGACACCUCUUCCUCUGUCUCUCCAUGCUGUGGUUUGCCACUAGCUUUGCCUACUACGGGCUGGUCAUGGACCUGCAGGGCUUUGGGGUCAGCAUGUACCUUAUCCAGGUGAUUUUCGGUGCCGUGGACCUGCCUGCCAAGUUUGUAUGCUUCCUAGUCAUCAACUCCAUGGGGCGCCGGCCUGCACAGAUGGCCUCCCUGCUGCUGGCAGGCAUCUGCAUCCUGGUGAAUGGCAUAAUACCGAAGAGCCAUACGAUCAUUCGCACCUCCCUGGCUGUGCUAGGGAAGGGCUGCCUGGCUUCCUCUUUCAACUGCAUCUUCCUGUACACCGGAGAGCUGUACCCCACAGUGAUUCGUGCUGUCACUGCCCUGCUGCCAGAGACCUUGGGCCAGCCGCUGCCAGAUACAGUGCAGGACCUGAAGAGCAGGAGCAGAGGAAAGCAGAAUCAACAGCAGCAGGAACAGCAGAAGCAGAUGAUGCCGCUCCAGGCCUCAACACAAGAGAAGAAUGGACUUUGAGAACGGAAGGGCUUCACACAGCACUAAAGGGAGUGGAGUUCUACAGGUCCUGCCGUCUACAUGAGGAGGGGGAGUGAGUAGAGGGACUGGACCAUCCAAAUGUGGAGGCUGCCAUUCAGAGAAAUCCCUCCCCAAAGGUCAUGUCAGUAGACCCACUAGGAACAAAAGCUCUGACUAUGUGCAGCUUCUUAAGCAGAAUGUUCUCGGCACCGGCCAUCUUCCUGCUCAUGGUCACUCCGCCACCUCCAGGACCUUGCAAAGAAUCUCAGACAAUUAAAUGAAUCUCUUCUA